AUGGUGUUUGGAACGGUGUUGAGUUUGACCACGACACUGUCGAUGGCAUGUAUUUACAAUCCGGCACAGUGCCCUAACGGAAGUACGAAGUGUUGAUUAGUUUGUUUGGAGUUGAUUUUUAGGGGGUUUGCUUAAUUUUUAUGGCCAAGAAAGGUUCAAAAAUGUUAAAAAACGUCAAAUAAUAAGGUUAUAAAGGACAACAUAUAUUGCAAUACUUGAAAAAUCAAAAAUUGAGGUACAUAAAGACAAGGUUUUUUAAAAGAAAUUAAGAUUUUUACAACUUAUCAUUGCUUAAAAUUGGGUUAAAAUAAAGCUUUAUGUAUCAAAAUGCUUACCUCAAUAUAGACAAAAAUUUAAUUUUUAUGAAUUUCAGCAUCAAACGCCGUCCCACCGCCUCAAAUCACAUACGGACCAUCGAAUCAGACUAUACUAACACAUGAGGUAGCUAUUCUACCAUGUCAGUUCACUCCAGCACCCCCUGGCCGUGAUCCACCUAACGUUUCUUGGUUUCACAACUCGAUUCCAGUUGAUCGUGGGAACGCUCGCUACAGCGUUUCGCCCAGUGGAACGUUGAAAAUCACGGAUUUGAGGUAG
Messenger RNA from Bursaphelenchus okinawaensis, 594 nucleotides. The record is from the annotation of a GenBank genome assembly. Lineage: Eukaryota; Metazoa; Nematoda; Chromadorea; Rhabditida; Aphelenchoididae.